AUGGAGAACAUAUUUGACCACUAUGACCUGCUGGAGGUGAUGGAAGGAACGGAGAAGCGCCCCGAGAACGACCCGGAGAAGAGCCCGUGGGUGCGGAAGAGCGCACAAGGCUAUCUCUUACUUGGGCAAGCGUUGGGGAGCAGUCAGAUCCGUCACAUCAAGCCAUUCCAGCGUGAACCAGAGAAAGGACCAAAGGCAUGGGCUGCUCUCAAGGGUGUACAUGCUCCUGCAACAGCGGCGGUAGCGGUGGUGUUGGAACGGCAAAUGGCGGCACUACGAAUUGAAGAAGACAAAGCGGUUGAAGAAGGGGUGCAGAAAUUCUUCGACUUGUUGACGCGGCUUGAGGGAGCUGAUUUGAACUACAGUGAGCUCCAAAAGAAGACCAAGUUGCUGGCCUUACUCCCAGAGUCAUGGUCCUCGCUCAUCAUCAACCUUAAUCGCGACUUGCCCCGCCUCUCGCUUGAAGACGUGAAGCGAGCUAUCCUUCAAGAGGAUUUCCGCCGCCGUGAGUUGGCGAGUGCGGAUGGCGCUGGGGCAUCGAGCAUCGGCCGUGGAUAUGGUCGAGGAAGAGGCAGAGGACGAGGGGGAGGAAGGUUUGGUGGCAGCAACUUCGGCGGAGGCCGCAGGAGUAGCGGUUACGGCAGCGACGACAAGAGCUACGGACGCGGUCGCGGCCGAUUCGACGGCGAGUGUCACUAUUGCCACAAGAGCGGACACAUGUGGCGCGACUGCUACAAACUCCAAGAUGGUUGGACCCCUGCUCAAGGCCAAGAGGGUAGAGGAGCAGGAGGAGGGAGAGGACGAGGCCGUGGAGGCCGUGGCGGUCGCGGUGGCGGAGCUGCAAACAUGAAGAGCGGAGACAACGACAAGGACCCGAGCGACGAUCGAUACCCGGGUCUAUUCUACUUCGUCAUGACACCUCGCCCGGACUUGCUCACCGAACUCGAGCCGUCACCGGUGAAGCAUGUCACAUCGGCUUUGGGGCAGCGAGCAGAGGUGAAAGGCAUGGGCAAGGCCAUGUUCAAGGGUGCUGAUGGGAAGAUGGUGGGCCUCAAGAACGUGCUUUGGGUGCCCAGCCUUGCUGCAAACCUGAUUUCCGUGCGGCGGUUGGCAAAGGCCGGCAUGGACACGAACUCGAAGGGAGCCAAGACCUACACCGCAAGGCUUGGCGAUCGAAUUCUUUGGGACCUUCAUGAGGACAGGGAUGUCUACAACGAGAUGUGGCAGAUCCCAGUGGUCCCUAUGCCUAAGGAGAGGCAAGUGGCAGCAAGCAUCAGCACCAAGGAUGGAGCGGUCGGUAGCGACGAUGGCGCGAACGGUCGCGCUAAGGAGAAUGAGCUCAAGAAGAGCAAACCUGGAGGGACCAACAAGUUCAGUGAACCUAAGGAGAGUGGUGCAGCAACCAAGGAGCAGCAAAAGGGUGAGGAGAACCCAGAGUCAGCAGCGGAGGAGGACUACGGAGAGAGUAUGUGGGGCGUUAUUGCGAGCGCGGCAUUCUCCAAUCCAACUUCGGCUACGGGGGAGUGUGAUUGGCUCACCUUGCAUCGGCGCAUGGGGCAUGUGGCCCUGCCCAUCUUGCAGCAGCUAGUGAAGAAUGAGAUGGUUGCUGGCAUACGUGUGAAGGGGGAGCCCGAUGAGGUGCUUGGCUGCCCGACGUGCAUUCAAGCCAAGUUCACCCGGUUUCCGUUCCCUAGUUCGGAGGCAACGGCAAAGGCACCGCUUGAUGAGGUGGUGAUGGACGUGGUGGGCCCCCUGAAGCUUGGAGCUGCUGGAGCUGAGUAUUUUCUCACCAUUGUCGACGUCUACACCCGCAUGACUUGGGUGUACGUGCUGGCCAAGAAGAGCGACGUGGCUGAAACGUUGAAGACGGAUUGGUUCCCGAUGGUGGAGCAGCAACAAGACCGUCUAGUCAAGUCAAUCCGCACCGAUCGAGGGGGAGAGUUCCUGAGCAAGGAGUUUGGGUUGUGGCUGAAGAAGAAUGGUAUUCGGCACUCCCUCACCAUGCCAUACUCCCCUGCAAUGAACGGCAUCGCCGAGCGAGCGAACCGCACAAUCACGGAGGCGGCACGCGGGUUGCUCAUUGAAGCCGGGCUACCCGACUAUUUCUGGCCUGAUGCGGUGCGGAGCGCGUGUGUGGCCAAGAACAGAGCCUUGACUCAUGUGGGAGCAGACAAAUGGGUGCCCUAUGUGGAGUGGCUAGGAAGGAAGCCAAAGGUGGAUAUGCUUCGGGUGUUCGGGUGCAUGUGCAUGGCGCUCGUGCCUAAGCAUCUUCGGCACAACAAGCUUGGUGCCAAGGCGGUGUGGGCCGUGCACUUGGGCAUGGCUCAAAACAGCAAGGGAUGGCUUCUUUGGGACCCAUUCACCAAGAAGUUCUUGGUGAGCAGGGACUGCAAGUUCAUGGAGAACUUCAUGUACAAGGAUUGGAAGGCGGAGAAUGAGGCGAAGAUAGGCGUGCGGUUUGGGGAGGUGAAGAGUUCCGGUUUGGAGCAUGUGGAGCUGCCUUUGGAGCUGAGCAGCGGCAGCACAACCACAAGGCAAUCCUCCCUUGUGAAUGGGGGAGAGGAGGCCAAUGAUGCAGAGGAAGAAGAGGAGGAGGUGCAGCAAGUGAGCGAGCGUGCACCGUCACUCCCUUCCCGUACUACGAGUGCUCCACGGAUUCGAGCCACACCGCAGCAACGCCAAGGCCUUCAAGUCCCUGCAGCUGAGGAGGAAGGAAGGGGGAAGAGGAGAGUUCAACCCCCUAAUAGGCUGACCUAUGAUGCGCCGGGAAAGCAGGGCAAGACAGCCCUGGCCGGAGCGGCAAUGAUGGUCGGAGACGACGAGGAGAGUGACUACGAGGAGUGUGCCUUCGCGUUCUUCUCUCCGGUGGAGAUGCCGGGAGAACCAGCAACUCUCAAGGAGGCUUUGGAAAGUAGUGAUGCUGAGGAGUGGAAGAAGGCCAUGGAGAGUGAGCUGAAGAGCAUCGAGGAGAAUGACACGUUUGAAUUGGUGGAGCUACCGGAGGGGCGCUUGUAG
Messenger RNA from Closterium sp. Naga37s-1, 3015 nucleotides. NCBI's taxonomy places the organism in Eukaryota, Viridiplantae, Streptophyta, Zygnematophyceae, Desmidiales, Closteriaceae. The record is from the annotation of a GenBank genome assembly.